AGGAAUCUUUAACGCGAACUGGUCACCCUAACGACGCCAUGUCGCUGCUUGCAUGAAAAUUUUAUUGACUCGCAAAGUGAUCGAAUCCAAACCAAUUUAAUUAAAGAUAUAUUUAUUGUACAUAUAUAGAACGCAGUGUAUAGCAAGUUAGUGUACAUAAGCUAAGAGGAUGGCGCUGCAGACAUACGGUGAUAAGCCUGUGGCCUUUCAGCUGGAGGAGGGCGGCGAAUAUUAUUAUGUAGGCUCCGAGGUGGGCAAUUAUAUGCGACACUUCCGUGGCAUCCUCUACAAAAAGUAUCCGGGUAUGACACGCAUUGUCCUCUCCAAUGAGGAGCGAAAGCGUCUAGCCGACUCUGGCCUCAGUUCACACAUACUGGCGAGUUCGGUGUCGCUGCUCCGCGCCGUUGAAGUCGACGACAUUAUGGCCGGCAAUGAUGAGAAGUAUCGUGCUGUGUCAGUAAACACCUCGGAUACACCCGCGCCACGUGAGAGCAAAUCGAAGAAGCAACCGCAAUACGUACCAACAAUGCCCAAUUCAAGUCACCUGGAUGCAGUGCCGCAGGCGACGCCCAUUAAUCGGAAUCGUGUGCACACGAAGAAGGUGCGCACAUUCCCAAUGUGCUUUGACGACACCGAUCCCACGGCGAGUCUGGAGAAUGCAGCGCAGAAAGAGUGUCUGGUGCCCAUACGCCUAGACAUGGAGCUGGAGGGGCAAAAGUUGCGCGACACUUUCACAUGGAACAAGAACGAGAGCAUGAUAACACCUGAACAAUUUGCUGAAGUACUCUGCGAUGAUCUCGACCUGAAUCCCCUGCCAUUUGUGCCGGCGAUUGCACAGGCGAUACGCCAGCAAAUCGAAGCGUUCCCCAACGAUCCGCCCAUACUCGAGGAGAGCUGCGAUCAGCGUGUCAUUGUCAAACUGAACAUACACGUGGGCAACACAUCUCUUGUCGACCAGGUCGAAUGGGACAUGUCCGAGAAGAACAACAAUCCCGAAGAGUUUGCCAUCAAGUUGUGCGCCGAAUUGGGUCUGGGCGGUGAAUUUGUCACAGCGAUUGCGUACAGCAUACGUGGGCAAUUGUCGUGGCAUUGUCGCACCUAUGCCUUCAGUGAGGCACCAUUGUCCACGAUUGAUGUGCCGUUUCGCAAUCCAAGCGAUGCGGACGCCUGGGCACCAUUCCUAGAGACGCUAACCGAUGCCGAAAUGGAGAAGAAAAUCCGCGACCAGGAUCGAAAUACACGACGCAUGCGACGCUUGGCAAAUACAACAACUGGCUGGUAAUCGACUCGAAUCACAUCGCAUCGGAUCGGAACGUUCCUGUAAUCCCCGCUUGGAGCUGGGAAAAUAUGUUAAGCUAGUCAAGAAAUUAACGCUAGCACGGCAAGUUUUCUCAGCUCUAUUUAAUAGUGAUUAUAAAGAAAUCAGUUAUUGUAAAAUGAAUUCAACAUGCAUUUAGUUAGUGUGUACACUUAAAAUUAAAUUUCGAUACAUUUAUAAUCACUAUUAAGGUAUAAUUGUCUGUUGCAUUCGUCUGAUUCCAGUUUCGAUCGGCAAUACAAAUAUAUAAUAAAUACAUGUCUGUGUCUAUUUUAAAGCCAA
Molecule: messenger RNA, 1600 nt
Organism: Drosophila grimshawi
Lineage: Eukaryota; Metazoa; Arthropoda; Insecta; Diptera; Drosophilidae
Gene: Snr1
Product: SWI/SNF-related matrix-associated actin-dependent regulator of chromatin subfamily B member 1
Exons: 2
Coding region: 170-1282 (370 amino acids)
Biological process (GO): regulation of transcription by RNA polymerase II; chromatin remodeling
Cellular component (GO): nuclear chromosome; nucleus
Molecular function (GO): transcription coregulator activity
Source: RefSeq, a predicted model, not a curated record